Dromiciops gliroides (monito del monte) is the source of this 1673-nucleotide messenger RNA. It is a transcript of the gene FLACC1, whose product is annotated as flagellum associated containing coiled-coil domains 1. The record is from RefSeq and is a predicted model, not a curated record. The transcript has 16 exons. Gene Ontology annotation, cellular component: cytoplasm. The coding region runs from base 25 to 1389 and encodes 454 amino acids. NCBI's taxonomy places the organism in Eukaryota, Metazoa, Chordata, Mammalia, Microbiotheria, Microbiotheriidae.
CCGAGGGAGAUCACCCGUGGUCACAUGGACAGUAAGAGUCUGAGCAGUCACAGCCUUGGAACCAGCCUCCACAGCAUCAACUUAUCUGCCAUGUCUGACUCCUCUUUGAUAUACUGCAGCUGCUGGGACCCUCGGAACUUGGGACCGAAGAAGCUUGUUAAGACUAACCUAUUCUCACUCUCCGGGAGGAAACCCACAUUAAGCCCUAUAUCAGCUGCCUUGAAGGAGCGAAAUUACUUCUUACCACCACAAAUUAAACCCCUCGGUGGCCCAAGAGGACCAGUAUUCUCCAAAAAGACUACGCCAAAAGAAAAGAAAGCCCCUAAAGAAACAAUAAAGAUCUCUCCUGGAUUUACCUACUCUCGAAGUGAUGAAGAAAUUUCAGUUCUCCUGGGAGAUGAGAUGUUCGAAAGGCCAAAAAAGUCUAACGAAGAACAUAUGGUCAAACUCAUACUGCCCAGGACCUGGAUACAGAUUGAAAUGACAGAUGUCAUUGCUGACUUAGAAAAUCAGAUCACAGAGCUGACCACGGUCAUAGAGCAAAUGAGCAGAGAUCAUCAAAAUACACAGAAACUGCUUACAGAUGAAAUGGAACACCGGUACAAUGAUCUUCAGAAAGAAUAUGAAAACAGCAAGAGAGAACUCAAGUUGGCUCAUGAUGGGGAAAUAGCUGCCUUGGAGGAAAAAUAUAAAUCAUCCCUGAAGUCGGAGAAGAACAUUGCACAAGGAAAGCUAGAGAGUAUGGUGAAGGAGUAUAAGUAUUUGAAGAAUAUGUUCCGAAUGUACCAGGACAGUAUCUCAGAUGAAAUGGAGGAGAAGUGGUCAAGGCGGAAGAUCGAAUGGGAGAAGAGUGAGAAAAUGGAACGAGAAAAAAUCCUGUUGCAGCAAAAAUACAGAUUAACAAAGAAGUUUGAGGUGGAUGUAGAGGAAGAAAAGAGAAAAAUAGAGGAACUCCAUAUUCAAGCCUGUGAAAAGUUCAGUAAGGAGAGAGAGGCAUUCCUAAAACAACAUGAAAUGGAUAUGUUGCAUUUAGAAGAGCUACAGAAGGCCAAGGAGGCUGUGGAGGAAGAAUUGCAGGCACAAUCGCUUAUUUUAGAAUCACUGAAUACAUCAUUAUACCAAAGCCAAGUGGACCUUCAGAAAGAGAAAAACCAUGCGAUUAACCUGGAGCGCAUCCUCCAGCAGAAGCUUAUUGACGUUGAGGAAAAAUACAAAUUUAUGGUACAGAACCUGACGGAUGAAAAUCUAGACCUGAGGCAUUUGUUAAUCUUAAAGAAUGAAGAGCUUUUCCAAGAAAGAAGCAAGAGAAGCGCCAGGGAAGACUCUUUUGUCUAUCAUGAUGACUUACUUACUGAGAAUGAAAAUUUGGACACAGAACAAAAAAGUUGACUGUCUCCCAGGGCCUAGAGAAUUCAUGUGAAAAACUUCCCUUCAGGCUUGCCUGAGAUUUGUUCAGUUCUUGGGGUUCCAUAUUUUUGUUUUUGUUUUCACAACUUAACUUUAUUCAGAGUUGUUGGAAACAUAAAUGUCAUUGAGCCAAGAUUUUCUUUCCCUCUCUACCCCGACUUUGAGGUAAUCCAUGAACCUUCCUGUCUGUUUGAUUCUCUGCCUGGGUAUGGCUGAACAUUCUGAUGAUGAUAACACAAGGAAUGUUUUCCCUUACCCAACAUUUA